Molecule: messenger RNA, 3098 nt
Organism: Serpula lacrymans var. lacrymans S7.9
Lineage: Eukaryota; Fungi; Basidiomycota; Agaricomycetes; Boletales; Serpulaceae
Exons: 4
Coding region: 1-2970 (989 amino acids)
Biological process (GO): monoatomic cation transport; copper ion homeostasis
Cellular component (GO): membrane
Molecular function (GO): ATP binding; P-type divalent copper transporter activity; copper ion binding
Source: RefSeq, a predicted model, not a curated record
AUGUCUGCAUUAUCCGCAGCGAUCUCAAGCGUCCUAGAGAAGGCCAAAAUAUCGGCAUCACCUUCGGGAGGAGUGGAGCUUCCACUGGCGCAAGAUGAACCUCUGGCGACCGCAGAAUCUUUUCUCUCGGAUGUCAAUGGAUCAGAGAAGUGCGAACUGAGAGUUGAGGGGAUGACAUGUGGCUCAUGUGUCGAGUCAAUCGAAGGCAUGUUAAGGACUCAAGCCGGAAUUCAUUCCAUCAAGGUCGCCUUGUUGGCAGAACGAGCAGUGAUCGAAUAUGAUCCCAAUGUAUGGGAUACAGACAAGAUCAUCGGUGAAAUCUCCGACAUAGGAUUCGAUGCAACCCUCAUCCCACUCUCUCGCUCUGACGAGGUAACUCUACGAAUAUAUGGCAUGACCUGCUCGUCUUGUACUUCUACCGUCGAAACAGGGUUGCGAGAGAUGCCAGGAGUCACCAGUGUGGCUGUCUCCCUCACAACAGAGACGGCCAAAGUGGAAUUUGAUCGUACUCUUGUCGGCCCAAGGGAGAUGGUCGAGCGAAUCGAGGAAAUGGGGUUCGAUGCCAUACUUUCGGACCAUGAAGACGCCACCCAGAAGCAAUCAUUGACGAGAGCGAAGGAGAUACAAGAAUGGGCCAACAGACUCAAAUGGGCUCUCGCCUUCGCUGUGCCUGUAUUCUUCAUCAGCAUGAUAGCACAUCGCAUUCCCUUUCUCCGGCCAAUUGUCAACCUUCGAGUCUACCGCGGUGUCUAUCUUGGCGACAUCUUACUACUCCUGUUGACAACACCCUCACAGUUCUGGGUUGGCCAAAAAUUCUAUCGAAAUGCGUACAAGUCGUUGAAGCACGGGAGUGCAACGAUGGAUGUUCUAGUCAUGCUCGGCACCUCUGCUGCAUACUUCUAUUCCCUCUUUGCCAUGCUUUUUGCCAUGACCAACGAUAAUCCCGACUACAGGCCAUUCGUCUUUUUUGAUACUAGCACUAUGUUGAUUAUGUUUGUCUCGUUGGGUCGCUACUUGGAGAACCGGGCCAAAGGUAAAACUAGCGCUGCUCUAACUGAUCUCAUGGCCCUUACACCAACUAUGGCUACCAUCUAUACCGAUGCCCCUGUCUGUACACAAGAAAAGCGGAUUCCCACUGAAUUGGUUCAGGUUGGAGAUACUGUCAAACUUGUACCAGGGGAUAAGGUCCCUGCGGACGGGACCGUCGUGAAGGGCUCUUCGUCCGUCGACGAAAGCGCUGUGACCGGAGAACCUGUCCCUGCUCUGAAGCAAAUCGGAGACAGCGUUAUCGGAGGUACCGUGAAUGGCCUUGGGACUUUUGACAUGCUCGUCACUCGCGCUGGGAAGGAUACAGCUCUUGCGCAGAUCGUCAAGCUCGUCGAGGAAGCUCAGACGUCCAAGGCACCGAUACAGGCCUUUGCGGACCGCGUUGCUGGCUACUUCGUCCCUACCGUGAUACUACUCUCUGUGAUCACGUUUAUUGUGUGGAUGAUCGUCUCCCAUGUGAUCAGCGACGAUUCGUUACCGACCAUGUUCCGUCGCACUGGCGCGAGUAAGCUUGCCGUUUGCUUGCAGAUGUGUAUAUCUGUUGUCGUCGUCGCCUGUCCUUGUGCACUCGGUUUGAGCACUCCUACGGCGAUCAUGGUUGGGACGGGAGUGGGGGCCAAGAAUGGUAUCCUGAUCAAGGGAGGACGGGCGCUCGAGGCUAGUAGAUUUAUCAAGAGAAUCGUUUUCGACAAGACGGGCACAGUAACAGAAGGAAAGCUAACCGUCGUCGGAAUGACUUGGGCACCUCCGAGCGACACUAUCGAGCUCUUACCAGAACAAAACGUUGGACCUCAGUCGCUAUCCUUCAAAUGUGCAGACAACGUGACCUCACGAGCGGCUAUCAUCUCAAUGGUUUCAGCUACUGAGGCUCUCUCGGAACACCCGCUGGCCAAAGCUAUCGCUGUAUAUGGGCGAGACUUGCUUGCCCAAUACGAACUAAAUACCCAAGAUGUCUCUAUCGAGUCUUUCGAGAGUGUCACUGGAUCUGGUGUGAAAGCCGUCAUCUCGGCGUCAGGAUCGAAGAUGACUCUUUACGUUGGUAAUGCGCGGUUUAUCACCCAAUCUGACAAUGGUUAUUUGCCGUCUGCCUUGUCACAUUUCGAAGCACAGGAAACUAGUCUAGGACAUACGAUCAUAUACGUCUCCAUUAGUCGUUCUUCAUCGUCGAUUCCAGUCCCUCUGUUGGCGGUAUCGCUGUCGGAUGCUCCUAAGCCAACCUCCGCUCAAGCUGUGAAAGCUUUGCAAGCGAUGGGUAUCGAGGUGAACAUGAUGACGGGAGAUGGCAAGGCUACUGCAUUGGCUGUUGCCAAACAGGUAGGCAUCAAUCCUGAAGGUGUCUGGGCCAAUAUGAGUCCGAAAGGAAAGGCAUCUCUGGUGACUGAUCUGAUGAGUAAUGGCGAUGGUGUAGCAAUGGUGGGUGACGGUAUUAACGACUCCCCCGCGCUGGUUGCAGCGACUGUGGGCAUUGCUCUGUCUUCAGGAACAUCUGUAGCCAUUGAAGCUGCGGAUAUUGUGCUCAUGCGUUCUGAUCUCUUGGAUGUCGUUGCCGCGCUCAAUCUUUCUCGCAGUAUCUUUACGGUCAUCAGACGGAACCUCGUAUGGGCCUGCAUCUAUAACCUGCUCGGCGUACCACUGGCGAUGGGUUUCUUCUUGCCUCUCGGCCUUUACAUGCAUCCGAUGAUGGCAGGCGCUGCCAUGGCGUUCUCGUCUGUCAGCGUGGUCACGAGUUCCUUGCUCCUGAGGUGGUGGACGCGUCCGACGGCGAGCGUGAUGCCUGGCGAGACUGUGCAUGGCGAGACGAUCAUGGAUAGCGCGCGAGCGACUGCCAGUGAUGCUUGGGGGUCUUUCAGGUCUCUGUUUAGGCUAAGCAGAAAGACCGAUGGGUACAGUCAGAUACCGGUGGAGAUGAGUGAGAAUGUAUAAGGUGGAAUCUAGUCUGGUUAUUUAUUUCAUUUCUUUCUUGGAAUACAUCUGUAUGCUUCUUGAAUAUGGGUGGGAGUGUGUCUUUCUAUCGUAUGACGGUCAAUGUAUAAUUUUUUCUGUAUCGCAAA